Branchiostoma belcheri (Belcher's lancelet) is the source of this 1152-nucleotide messenger RNA. Its product is annotated as serine/threonine-protein kinase pim-3-like. Bases 1 to 1152 code for a protein of 383 amino acids. Lineage: Eukaryota; Metazoa; Chordata; Leptocardii; Amphioxiformes; Branchiostomatidae. Gene Ontology annotation, cellular component: cytoplasm. The record is from RefSeq and is a predicted model, not a curated record. Gene Ontology annotation, biological process: negative regulation of apoptotic process; protein autophosphorylation; regulation of mitotic cell cycle. Gene Ontology annotation, molecular function: protein serine/threonine kinase activity; ATP binding. The transcript is spliced from 3 exons.
AUGCCUCAACCUAGGCCCAGCACAGCCUGGGCGCUCGCUGGGAAGUCUGAUGAAGUUGCGGCGGAAUCGCAACAGGACGCACCGAAGCCGACAGUGGCGCCUCAGCGGCCGGUCCCCGCGGUCGUGACGCCUGUGGCUCUGUCAGAAAAGAUCGCCGUGUUCAGACAUCCCACAGCAAAUGUGAAUCUUGUGAAGGGGAGUUUCGUACAGCCCUGCCCGACGAGCAGCAUGGAUCUAACACCCGGCAAGCCACCAGUGACAGAGAGAGAGUCUUUCGAGAAGGUGUACCACCGUGGAGCGAUGCUCGGGAGCGGCGGAUUCGGCAACGUGUACGCCGGUACAAGGGCACGGGACGGCCUACCGGUGGCCAUCAAGGAUAUAGCGAGAGAGAAAGUCACAGGAUGGGGACAGUUGAACGGAGUGCGUGUUCCCUUGGAGAUCGUCUUGUUGCGGCGAGUGAUGGGCCACGACGAUAUCAUCAAGUUGUUGGACUGGACCGAACGCCCGGAUUCCUACAUCCUCAUCCUGGAGCGUCCAGAGCCAGUCAUGGACUUGUUUCACUUUAUCACGGAAAAGGGUGCUCUGGGCGAGUUCUUGAGCAGAGACUUUAUGCUCCAAAUCGUGCACAUGGUCAGGCAUUGCCACAACCAGGGUGUGGUACACAGAGAUAUCAAGGCCGAGAACUUACUAGUCGAGCUGAAGACGGGUAGAAUUAAGCUCAUCGACUUCGGGUCUGGCGCCUUCUUGAAAGACACAGUCUACACAGAUUUCGCUGGAACGAGAGUAUACAGUCCUCCUGAGUGUAUCCGGUUCCAUCGCUACCACGGGCGCCGGGCAGCGGUCUGGUCGCUGGGCAUCCUGCUGUACGAAAUGGUUUGCGGCAACAUUCCCUUCGAGCGAGACAGCGAAAUCUGCAGAGGCGAGGUCUACUUCGAACGACGGGUAUCAAAAGAAUGCGAAGAUCUCAUCAGGUGGAUGCUGACAAUCCGUCCGUCCGGCCGUCCUUCUCUCCAGCAGAUCCUAGAACACCCGUGGAUGCUGAAAGGCAGGAGUCUGUCGAGACGUCUGUCGAGCGCCGACUUUUUCCCCAAAGCAACGGCGAUUUCAACAAAAACUUGGUGGCCUAUCGCCCAUGGCACUAAAGGCAAUUAA